AUGCCUAAAUUACAAAUUUACACUGUGUGGAAGCCGAGGACCCUGCAGAGGCUGAGAUAGGACUGGUACGCACAUCCUCUGUGGGGGAAAACAACCGGGCUACUAUUUAAACAGAUAUCACGAGCAGUAGUCUCCUAUGCUAUCCUCGAGGGGUACGGCAGUUCGCUCAUCUACAUUUCCUGCCAGUCCGGGGGUAUAUUACAAAAUCCCGCGCCAGCCGAAGCUGCCUAUUUCGCGGCCGUAUUGGGGCUACAACCGUAACAUUAAAAGUCCUUGGGAAUUUAUCUUAACCAUAAACCGUAUAACCAAGAACCAUAGGAAAUGCUAAAUAAAACAUAUCUGUAUAAGGAGAGGCCAAGAAGCCAGAUGCAAUU
Messenger RNA from Babjeviella inositovora NRRL Y-12698, 374 nucleotides. RefSeq lists its product as uncharacterized. The record is from RefSeq and is a predicted model, not a curated record. The transcript has a single exon. Bases 137 to 328 code for a protein of 63 amino acids. Lineage: Eukaryota; Fungi; Ascomycota; Pichiomycetes; Serinales.